AUGGACAUGGACUUGCCUGACUCAUCUGUGAGGGCAAGGUGCGACUUGCGGCAACUCAUUUUUUUGAGAGACGACUGCUCAUUGGAGUUGCCCAAGACCUUCCAGAUCGACCGCAUUCCACCUGGCAACGAGAAUCUCUGCGUACACCACAUUUCAACUCUCCAAGACCCCAGUGCGAUGUUGCGUCGGCGUGAAGCAAGGGCCCCCAUUGUCAACGCUUCUAAUCAACGCAGUCAAGCUCACAUCGUCUUCCGCUGCUGUGAGCCUGGGCGAGGACUUCCAACAGGACAACACGUAUCGGCGCGACGAGCACCACAGCCGUCGGCCGCCUCGCCGUCGGCCGCCUCGCCGUCGGCCGCCUCGCUGUCGGCCGCCUCGCCGUCGGCCGCCUCGCUGUCGGCCGCCUCGCCGUCGGCCGCCUCGCCGUCGGCCGCCUCGCCGUCGGCCGCCUCGCCGUCGGCCGCCUCGCCGUCGGCCGCCUCGCUGUCGGCCGCCUCGUCGUCGACCGCCUCGCCGUCAGCUUUCGGCGUUUCCACGUCACGGUUUGUCGUGCCUCCGCGAGCCUGGGCGAGGACUUCCAACAGGACAACAUGUAUCGGCGCGACGAGCCGUCGCCACCGCCGUACAUCGCCGUACAUCGCCGUCAUGUGUGAGAAUGUGCGGCUGGGGCAUCAACCUGUGCGCCCCAGUGGCACCGAGCGGGCGUUGCUGAUGAUGGGCCCGGCUGAGGUGCACUGCUGGGUGCAAUUCCUCCGCACCUAG
Molecule: messenger RNA, 762 nt
Organism: Volvox carteri f. nagariensis
Lineage: Eukaryota; Viridiplantae; Chlorophyta; Chlorophyceae; Chlamydomonadales; Volvocaceae
Exons: 6
Coding region: 1-762 (253 amino acids)
Source: RefSeq, a predicted model, not a curated record